AUGUUUGAAUUUUAUUGAUAUUAUCUUUAGAUUGAAAAUUGCCUAGUCAGCCACGUCAUCUACGAUUAAAUUCAUCGCAACCAAGUGAUUGUCGACUACAAUCUAUGUCAUUAGUUUUCGUAAUAGUUAGUCAUCUGCAACGUGUUUGCUAACAUUCUUUACAUUUUAUUCCAUACUAUGUUAUCACAAAACUUAUUAGUUCGAACAGGAAAUAUACUUAACUUAAAUGAAGCAAAAACAAAAGCAAGUCAAAAUCCCACAGAUGAGCUAAUUGAAACACUAAAAAUUGUACUUCGAGACAAUGAAGGGACUGGUGAAAAUCCAAUUAUUAUUGAAGGUAUAGAAGAUAAUGCCUUGAAAGAUAUCAAUAGAGAAGAUGUUAAGAUAACUGUAAAAGUAUUUAUUUCAUCACCUGAUGUAAACUUAUUAAAAGAAGCUAUAGAUCAAGUUUGUAAUUCCUUAAAUAUAAAUGCAAUUGAAUCUUUAGUAAUUGCUUAUUCAGGAAAGGAAAAUUCAGAAGAUAUAUUAUCAUCACUAAAACAUUUAUGGACUGGAGUAGAAGAAUAUGUGAAAAUUGGCAAACUAUCAAGUGUUGGUCUUAGUGAUGUCAACACAAAUGAAUUUAUUGAUUUAUUUCAAUGGGCAAAUGUAAAACCAAAUAUUGUACAAAUUAGUUUAGCUACAUGUUGUAUUGUACCACCAGCAUUGCAAACAUUCACUAAAGAAAAUGAUGUACAAUUAUUAACACAUAAUGAUCCUGGACAAAUUUUACCUCAAGAAGAUUUAAAUGGAAUAUUCAAUGCUAAUACAAAUGUAUAUUGGGUUACAAGGUAUCAAAUUCAUCUAAAAUGUCGUGGUAUUUUAUCUUCAAAAGGUUAUUUAAUAUAUGUUAAUAAACAAACAACAUAAUAUUAUAUUUUUAAUAAUAUGAAAAAAAUAAUUUAAACGAUGAUAAAAUUUACAAUUUACAAUGAUAUUAUAUUAAAUCUUAGUUUAUUAUAUAUACACAUUUGUGUUCCACUCAUUACUGUACAUGUAAAGAGAUCUUAUAUUUACAAUAUAUAUCAAGAUUGUUAAUCUAAUUCACAAAUUUUUGUAAGCAUUAAUAAACCAAUGCUUAU
Molecule: messenger RNA, 1121 nt
Organism: Apis laboriosa (Himalayan honeybee)
Lineage: Eukaryota; Metazoa; Arthropoda; Insecta; Hymenoptera; Apidae
Gene: Gclm
Product: glutamate--cysteine ligase regulatory subunit
Exons: 6
Coding region: 178-909 (243 amino acids)
Biological process (GO): glutathione biosynthetic process
Cellular component (GO): glutamate-cysteine ligase complex
Molecular function (GO): glutamate-cysteine ligase catalytic subunit binding; enzyme regulator activity
Source: RefSeq, a predicted model, not a curated record